This is a messenger RNA of Anarrhichthys ocellatus (wolf-eel), 3618 nucleotides long. RefSeq lists its product as uncharacterized. Gene Ontology annotation, cellular component: plasma membrane. Lineage: Eukaryota; Metazoa; Chordata; Actinopteri; Perciformes; Anarhichadidae. Gene Ontology annotation, molecular function: signaling receptor activity. The coding region runs from base 70 to 1329 and encodes 419 amino acids. The record is from RefSeq and is a predicted model, not a curated record. Gene Ontology annotation, biological process: inflammatory response; signal transduction. The transcript has 2 exons.
UUCAACUUCCUGAUACAACUGUUGGUGACCGAUUGCUGCACUGCUUUACGAGUUUAUUAUCUGCAGAUUAUGGUGCUAAUGUAUUCACCAGAGACUGCAGACAGUUGUUUUCAGCCUGCUGUCCCACUGUCUCCCUCUAUUAAUGAUCUUCCCACACUGGGAGAUGGUGAGUGUUACCAUGUCUUCAUUAGCUACAGCAGCACCGACUACCAGUGGACCCACUCCCUCAUCAACCAGCUGGAGUCCUGUGGCCUGCAGGUCUGCUACCAUGAACGGGACUUCACUCCCGGCCGCACCGUGUUGGAAAACAUGUCCGACUGCAUCCAGGAGAGCCAGAAGGUCCUGCUGGUUCUCAGCCAGGAGUUUGUGAGGAGCCGCUGGUGUCUCCUGGAGGCCAACAUGUCUUUGUUCAGAGACUGCCUGGAGAGGAAACCCAUCGUCCCAGUGCUGCUGGAGCCAGGAGUCCCUGUUCCUCUCCACCUCUGCCACCUCACCUACCUGGAGGCCAACGACCCCGACUUCAAGAACAAGCUGCUCAAGGUGCUCUGCACCCCCAACCAGCAGCUUCAAGGGUCCACUGUGGUGCCCUUCCAGCCUCCUUCUAUCUACAAUGGGAAGGCCCUGCAGCCUUUGACUGCUGUCAAUGAAGAGGGACUCAACAAAUGGAAUUGUGGUUAUUUCAGUGACAUGGAGGUGCCAGACCAACUGCGUCUGAUCAUUCAGGACCACGAGAAGUACAGAAAGGCUGUGAGGAUGAUCAAUGAUGUCUCUCAAAAUAAAAUGGUCCCACUCUGGCUUAGAUUACAGAUGCUUGUUAUCAAUACAAUUUUGCUCUCCCUUUUCACAGCUCUAUCCACAUUAGCGGUAAUUUUUUUGUAUACUGGUUAUUGGAAAGGCGUGAACCUAAAUCUUGGGACGGUCUUUGUUGCUUGUCUCGGCUGUGUUGCAUUGUGUUCGAUGUUUGAGAUUAUUUUCUGGAAAAAAGAUCAAUUGAAGUACAUUGUGAGGGAAAUGCAGAAAGCUAUAGGCCAGGCAAACAUAAUCCUCUCUGAGGAGAAAGUGUUAAUGGGCUGUUGUUCCAAUUCAAAAAUCUAUCUGGUGUACGUUAAUCUGAACGGUUGCAAACAAGAGUUUACAGAAACAUUUUCUGAGCAGGGUUGUGCGGAGGAUAUGUUUCAAAGAGCCCUGACCUUCUUCUCAUCAGGUUAUGCCUGCUGCCUUGCUAAAAGACACUUUCCCUUUUCUCGCAGCUCCACUGGUCACCUGGAGGGAGGGGUGUGUUUCUGUCAGUAUGUCUCCCAGCAGCUGAGAACAGAUCAAUGGGAAUAGCAAUGUCUACAUUUUUGUCUUUAUUAUUAGAUCAAAGCUCACCCAGUCAACAUGUAAUGUCGGACUAAUACGAGCGAGACCGAGAGCCAUUAAAGGCACAGUAACUUAAUUGAUGUUAGAAGCCCCUCAGACAUCAGGACGGAGGCUGUCACUUCAACCAACCUGAAAGCGGAACAGUGCGGAUGCUUGGCACCCUUUUCUUCCUGAGUUUACUUUCAGUUCUUGAUCAUCCACACUGUGCGAUCACUCUUCAUUAAAUUUGCUGGAAUUUAUUGUAUCAUGAACAGGUAUGAAUGUACAUUUCUGUGCAGUGUAUGCUGUCCUCAGUGUGAUGAUAGGUUUCAUUCUUAAAAAGAGCAGUAGGAUUCUGUUGUUUUUAGCAUGUUUAACUUCACAGAUAAACAUUUUUGUCUGUUAUGUACAUUAUUUUUACACAUCAUGGAUCUUUAUAACUCAUUAAGCUUAUUUAAUUACUUCUUUAUACACCACUACGUUACUUACUGUAUAUUUGGAGUAGCACUGAGUUCCUUAAAUAUGGGUUAUUCUGCAGUGAGUUGUGUCACAUCACACUUUUUAGAUUUGUAUAUUGUUAUACAUGAAAUCAGCUGAAAUUUUUCACUUCAUUUGAUGGACAUAGUGUAGUGUAGUAUAGGAAAACAAUGCAGUACUACAUUUACUUCACUUUUGAGAUGUUAUUGGUAAUGUUGCAAAUCCAAAUUUGACUCAAGAAAUAUAACAAUUAAAAUAUGAUGCAUUAUUAUUCAUUAAACUAUCCAGCAUCAUUUUAGAAUUGAAAGCGCGACCUUGAACAGAAGUUAAGUACAUAAUAAUUACAUUGUGCUGACAACGUUAUUAGUCUUAUAAAUUAGAGUGGCAAAAACAUGAACAAUUUGAGUUGCAAUGGAAGGGUGGCGCUGUUCCUGUGGGCUUUCCGCUCAUGCUCGUUGACUCUAGGGAAGUGAAGAAAACUUCAGUUGUAAGGUUAUCCAGAAUCCAGCUUCAGCAGGCUUUAUCGAGCAGGCAAAGUGAACUGCCAUCAAUGAUAGCAGCCGCUGUCUGGCAGCUGCAGACGACAUGCAUGAUUCCGCAGAGCGCUUAAGCUCUGCUCCUGCAGCUGCACAGAGCACUAUGUGCUUGUUUACCCAAAGUUUAUAGUUUGAUAUUGAACGUGUUGCCUGUCCAAAUUGCACCAAACUCAGCAAAGCACUUCGUUGGGUCCCCAGCAAUACUCCCACCAAGUGUGAAGUAGAUUGGAUGAGCGGUUCGGGAGAGAUGCAAAGACCACACCGAAAGACGGACAGACAAAGAUUCACUUGAAAUCAUAAUUUUAGUAACAGAACUCAUGAUUGCCACAAACCUAAACUUGUUUGAGAAUCAUUUGUACUAUUUUAUAUGUGGGAGUAUCAGGAUGACUUUGAGAAAUGUCAAGCUUUCUGAAAUUAUAUCUGUAAGUUGAAUGUAAGAACUGAACAAGAUAUAAAUUUACUACUGAAUGUCAGAAGGAAGAAACUAAUGACACGUGGAUUUAGGUAUAAUUAAAGGUAUAAUAUGUAAUCCCAUUGUCGGUUGCCGUUUGUAAACACAGAUUUCUAACUUUGCUCUUGCUCUCUAGCUCUCUCCAGAGCGUGCAGCUGUGGUCGAGCGAAUUAGACAGGAAAUGGGGUGAGGGACCGCGGUUAGUGAGAACAAAGACAUGAUUCAGAACUGUAAAACGUUAUUUUCCGAUUGUUUCACGGCGGUGACAUUCUAAGGCACAAGUAAAGACAUCCACACUUUGUCACAUAUUUGCUAUAACGUGCCAGAUUCUAAAUGAAUGCAGCAGUAAGCACCCUUUACCCUGCUGUGGCCUGCCUGCUCUCUGUUUUUUUAGGAAAUUGUUGCAUACUGUACUUUUUAUGUUUAAACCACCUGUGAUAAAAGGAAACUUUUUUCAAAAGAUGUUUUACUUGCUGAUUUGCUUCUGUUGAGAAUGUUCUUUUAUAAGCAGGUCACUUUUGGGUUAUCCAAAACCUGUAAUAUCCUCGUUUAAAGAAGCAUGCUGAUAGACUAUAUAAAUAUACCAACAAAAACGAAUUAAUUGAAAUCUUCUGAAAGGAUUUCUAAAUGCUAUUUUCUUCUCACUUUAGUUUUUUCAUAGAUAAUGGAGCCAAUAAACUGCAGACUGCAGACAUUGUGUCACAGCCUGCUGUCCCACUGUCUCCCUCUAUUAAUGAUCUUCCCACACUGGGAGAUGGUGAGUGUUACCAUGUCUUCAUUAGCUACAGCAGCACCGACUACCAGUGGACCCAC